Ylistrum balloti is the source of this 4839-nucleotide messenger RNA. Its product is annotated as protein strawberry notch homolog 1-like. Bases 1 to 4659 code for a protein of 1552 amino acids. NCBI's taxonomy places the organism in Eukaryota, Metazoa, Mollusca, Bivalvia, Pectinida, Pectinidae. Gene Ontology annotation, biological process: regulation of DNA-templated transcription. The transcript is spliced from 31 exons. Gene Ontology annotation, molecular function: histone binding; chromatin DNA binding. The record is from RefSeq and is a predicted model, not a curated record. Gene Ontology annotation, cellular component: nucleus.
AUGGCCAAUGAAGCGAAUAAUUCCUUCACUGACAUCUUAUCAGCUGCAUUAGAUGAAUCUGGAAUCUUAGGAGACUUUGAUGACUUUGACGAACCAGUUGCUGACGAACCUAUCAACCAUGUAGCAUAUCAAGAAGUACCAAAGAAUCAACCAGUCACAGUACCUGUGACAUCAUGGAAUGGGAGUGCCAUUCCUCAAACCCAGGUGGGCCAGUCAGCUGUGUUCUCUCAUGCCUUGAAACAACUGGCAUCUACUUCCCAAGUCAUCCCUACUGUUGGGACCCAACCUAGUCAGGUUGGAAAUGGUCCACAGAAAGUUGCCCUUCAUUCUACAUUGGGUAGGCCAGCUUCAUCCCCUGCAAUGAUUCGUAUACCCAAGUCCAGUAUUCAGAAUUCUGUGGCCAGUCCAAGCAGCAUUCCAAUAUCCAUACAGCAAGCAGCUAGUGCCGCAUCUGGGAACACAACUCCUCGUAUCAUCAAAAUAACACGGGUCGGGGGAGCACAAGGCGCAAUCAAGAUACCCCAGAACAGUGGAGCAAUUACUCUAGGAAGCCUUGCAGGAGGAUCUUUUGCAGGCAAAAAAAUUAUUAUCAAAAGGGCAGUGUCAGGUGCUGGUGUACCAAACAUUGGUGGCCCCAGUGUGGUUGGACAGGGUAUGGUUGGACAGGGUGUGGUUGGAACAGCAAGUGGGGUUUCAAAUAUUGGGGAACUUGUCCAAGGCAAUCAUAUUGGGCUGCCAACCCACAUACAGCAACGUUCAUUUUCACCACAGCUACAAUCUGCCAAUUCUCCAAUACAGAUUGUAAGUCAAUCUGGCACAACUGGAAGGUCACUUCAGAAUGCAGUAUCAUUACUGCAGCGAAGUGGAGAUUCUCUACUUAUUCCAAGGACGUCCAGUGCCAUACAGGUGCCAUCUACUGUGCCCACAAGAAACAAUAUCAUCGUCAACUCUAGUGGAACAAGUAGUGCCUCAACUGGGACCAAUGUUGCUAAUAUAAAAACUAAUUUGUCGCAUAAAGAUGUAUCAAGAAUGUGGUCCAAUGAGGAUCUUAAAAUGAAAAACUUUUCUGCGCCAGUCAUGAAAAAUAUGAGUGGUGGUCUUCAGCAUAGCCUAGCUGGAAUGACUGCACCUUCCUUCUUGGAAGAUGAAGAAGUUGAGGAUGAAGUGGAAGAGCUUGGACAUGCAGAAACGUAUGCCGACUAUAUGCCUAGUAAACUGUCUGUUGGUGUUAAACAUCCUGAUCCAGUGGUAGAAACAAGUUCCCUGUCCAGCGUCGAAUCCUCUGACAUCUGGUACAAGCUGUCCAUUCCCGACUCCACCAUUGACUAUGGAGACCUUUCUGCCUUACAGUUGGAAUCUAUUGUGUAUGCCUCACAGCGACACGACAUGAUCCUACCUUGUGGAGAGCGAGGUGGAUUCCUUAUAGGUGAUGGUGCUGGUGUCGGAAAAGGUAGAACUAUUGCAGGAAUAAUUUAUGAAAACUACAUCCAGGGCAGGAAAAGAGCAUUAUGGCUCAGUGUUUCUAAUGACCUUAGAGUUGAUGCCGAGCGAGACCUGAGGGAUAUUGGAGCUGGAAGAAUAGAAGUACAUGCCUUAAACAAGUUUAAGUAUGCAAAGAUCUCUUCGAAAGAAAACGGUAGUGUCAAGAAGGGCGUUAUCUUUGCUACAUAUUCCUCCCUGAUUGGAGAAAGUCAAUCUGGUGGCAAGUACAAGACAAGGCUAAAACAGCUUCUCAAGUGGUGUGGCAGGGACUUUGAUGGCUGUAUUAUAUUUGAUGAAUGUCACAAAGCUAAGAAUCUAUGUCCUGUUGGGAGUAGUAAGCCUACAAAGACAGGACAGACAGUGCUGGAAUUACAGAAUCGUCUGCCAAUGGCUCGCAUCGUAUAUGCAAGUGCCACAGGUGCUUCUGAACCUAAGAACAUGGCAUACAUGACAAGACUUGGCCUGUGGGGAAAAGGCACGCCCUUCACUGAAUUUAAUGACUUCAUUCAAGCUGUGGAGCGGAGGGGUGUUGGUGCAAUGGAACUGGUUGCUAUGGACAUGAAACUGCGUGGCAUGUACAUUGCCAGGCAACUUAGCUUCAAAGGCGUCUCUUUCAGAAUUGAAGAAAUUCCUCUAGAGAAGGACUUUGUGGAAGUGUACAAUGAUGCUGUGAAGAUGUGGGUUGUGGCUAGAGACAGAUUCCAGAAAGCUGCAGAGCUGAUAGAUGCCGAACAGAGGAUGAAGAAGACAAUGUGGGGUCAAUUCUGGUCAGCACAUCAGCGCUUCUUCAAGUACCUGUGUAUAUCGGCAAAAGUCAAUCAUUGUGUCCGUCUGGCGAGGGAAGCUGUCAGGAAUGGCAAGUGUGUUGUGAUUGGUCUCCAGUCAACAGGAGAAGCUAGAACCCUAGAACAGUUGGAGGAGAGUGGAGGAGAACUGAAUGACUUUGUAUCCACAACCAAGGGUGUUUUUCAAACAUUAGUUGAGAAACAUUUUCCAGCACCUGAUCGAAGGAAAACCUUUGAUAUUUUCGGAAUUGGUGGAUACCCCAGUUUCCUUGAUAACAGUAACCCUCCUACACCAGAAAAUCACAACAACAAAAAGAGAAAAAAAGACCAAAAAACUUCUAAAAAGGCAAAGAAGCAGAGAGGGAAUGGUAGCUCAAGUGAUUCUGAUGAAAGUGACUCAGAUUGGCUCAAGUCCGACUCGGAUGCUAGUAGUGUAGACUUUGGAGCUGACAGCGAUUCAGAGUCUGAGGGCGAUGUAGAUGACUUCAACCCAUUUGGCAGUGGAUCUGAUAGUGAUGAUGAUCCAUGGUUGAAAAAGAAAAAUAAAGCAAACAGGAAGAAAACGAAGAAAACAAAGAAGAAGAAAAAGAAGAAAGGAAAGGAAAUGGAUGAAGAUGAGGAGUUUGACAAACAGUUGGCAGCUGCCGGUCUGAUGAAGAAAAAUCUUAGUACCAAAGAGAAUAUCAACAACUUUGGCAAUAAUAACACCACCAAUAACAGCUCUAACCAACCAGUACUUGGUAUGGAUAGUGUGGAAAGAGCUGUGUCUAUGAAAAGAGAACUAUUGGAUAUGUUGGAAGAAGUAGGAGACAAACUGCCUCCAAACUUACUAGAUCACCUAAUAGAUGAACUUGGUGGCACAGAAAAUGUUGCAGAGAUGACUGGUAGGAAGGGACGUGUUGUCAGUACCGAUGAUGGCAUCAGUUACGAGUCACGCAGUGCCUCGGAUGUACCACUGGAAUACUUAAACCUUACAGAGAAACAAAGGUUUAUGGAUGGUGAAAAGAAUAUAGCCAUAAUCUCUGAGGCAGCUAGUUCAGGUAUCUCUCUCCAGGCUGAUAGGCGAGCAAUCAAUCAAAGGCGGCGUGUUCAUAUCACUUUGGAGUUGCCAUGGAGUGCUGACCGAGCUAUACAACAGUUUGGUCGCACCCACAGAUCUAACCAAGUACAUGCCCCAGAGUAUCUGUUUUUGAUCUCGGAACUAGCAGGAGAGCAGAGAUUUGCUUCUACUGUAGCAAAACGUCUGGAAAGCUUGGGAGCACUCACCCAUGGUGACAGAAGAGCAACAGAAUCACGGGAUCUCAGCCGCUUUAACAUUGAUAACAAGUAUGGCCGUGUUUCCCUGGAGAAUGUUAUGAAAUCAUCAUUAGGGUUUGAGAGUCCUCUGGUUGCCCCUCCCUCAGAUUACCAGGGAGAUUUUAAUGCAGAUGUCAGGAAGGGUCUUGUGGGAGUUGGCGUGGUUACUGUGGAUGACAGAAUUAAUGUUCCAAUCUUAGAUAAAGAUUACAACAACAUCAGUAAAUUCCUCAACAGAAUCCUUGGUAUGGAGGUCGCUCUACAGAAUGCUCUGUUCAAGCAUUUCUCACAGACCCUGAUGGCCAUCAUUCUGGAGGCCAAGAGGAAUGGAAGAUGGGACAUGGGCAUUCUUGAUCUUGGUUCUGGAGGAGAAAGUGUAAAGAAACUAGAGUCGAGGGUGUUUGUAGGAAACACAGCCACAAACACAGCCAGGACAGAACUCACCACAUUUUCCGUGGAGAGGGGUAUGUCCUGGACUGGAGCCACAGAGAUCUGGAGGAAGUAUACAGGUUCUGAGGAUGGAUUUUAUGUCUCAACACAGGAGAGAAGCAUGAAGAAGACAGCAGUACUGGCAGUGUACUACGGGCUGAGUAAGAAGAAGGAGAAGAUGUACAAUGUAUACCGUCCAAACACUGGCAGACAGGUCCAUACAGAGGCUCUGUCUAAUCUCAAGAAAAAGUACAAAAAGGUACUUCCAGAUGUUGCCAUGCCCAUAUGGGAUGACCAAUACAACUUAUCUGCAAAAAUUUGCAGUCAUGCUUAUUGGAAGGGCAACUGUAAGAAGGUGAGUCUGGGUCUGCCAUGUGAGGUAGGACUCAGGAGUCGAACAUUCCAUGUACUUAGCGGAUCCGUUCUCAGCGUCUGGAGCAAAGUAGAGGGAGUCCUUGCUUCAAUGCCAGGGGGAGCCAACUCCAAGAUGCAAAUCAUACGUCUACGGACAGACAGUGGCCAAAGAAUUGUUGGUAGCCUUAUUCCCAAUAACUGUGUCCUUCCUUUAUGCAACAUUCUGUCUCAGGACUGUAAACAGACAUUCACAGAAAAGCAUCCCGUACACGAAGAGAAUUCAUCACACCUCAGUAUGCCUCUUCUCUUCUGAGACUGUUCCUGGAAACUUCACUCCAUUUGUACCUUCAUCAGAUUCCAAAGCAUUUCAUUCUUUUGUUACAUCAGAUCAAUUUUAAAAAAGGAUUUUUAAAAACAUAAAAGUAUAAAGGAUGCAGCUUCCUAAUGCACAAAUCCAUUGUCUAAGUAUUACUUUGCUAGUUGCUUCAAUAUC